This is a messenger RNA of Plodia interpunctella (Indianmeal moth), 2235 nucleotides long. It is a transcript of the gene Parg, whose product is annotated as poly(ADP-ribose) glycohydrolase-like. Bases 209 to 2194 code for a protein of 661 amino acids. Lineage: Eukaryota; Metazoa; Arthropoda; Insecta; Lepidoptera; Pyralidae. Gene Ontology annotation, molecular function: poly(ADP-ribose) glycohydrolase activity. Gene Ontology annotation, cellular component: cytoplasm; nucleus. The transcript has 13 exons. The record is from RefSeq and is a predicted model, not a curated record. Gene Ontology annotation, biological process: nucleotide-sugar metabolic process; regulation of DNA repair; ATP generation from poly-ADP-D-ribose.
AACAAACAAGCUAAUGUGUAAGUUAAGUUAUUCGCGACAAUUUUAUUUUAUUAAAUAUAAAUAGGUAAUAUAAAUAGAUUGUGAUUCCAUAAAUGUAUGUCAGAAAUUUACUUCUACAUUGCGUAGUAUUGUGAAAAUAUAUUUUCCAGGCCAGUAUAGUUUAACACGCAGUCGAUGCUAUUAUUUCGUGCGAAAUAUAUCAAACGUUAUGGAAUCAAGCUCGUCUACAGGAAAAUCUGAAACCUGGAGGGGUGUUCCUAUGACAGAAAUUUUGGGUGCUCAGUCGCCUUGGACCGCUCCUGAGUUUCCCCUUGUGUCACCGUCUUACAAUCACUCUGUGUUAUAUCAUGUUCCCAGUAAUGGUACUGUAUCUACGGACACACCACCAAAACCACAGAUAGGAACAGAAAAAUGGGACCAUGGUUUUGUUAGAAUGCCAUUCUCGAGUAGUAGUUUGUAUCCGGUUGUAGAUGAAAAUGGUGAGACCCAAUUAAAGAAGAGAUGGCCCAUGAUUCAGGAAGCACUCAGAAAACCCAUACGUAACAGCUCAGAUUUAGCUAAUGCAAUCUUAUCAUAUAACAGUAGAAAUAAAUGGUCAUUCCGGUCACUUCAUAAAUUGUUUCAGCAAUUAGAAGCAGAGGAAUCACAAGUGUUCUUUGAUGUUACUUUGCCAGAAAUAAUCAAAUUAGCACUGGCAUUACCAAAAUUGAUCCGGGCACCAAUACCUUUACUAAGGCAUCAUAAGAAUUACUCCAUAUCAUUGUCGCAGCAACAGAUUGCUAGUUUGCUGGCCAAUGCAUUUCUUUGCACAUUCCCGAGGCGAAAUAGCAACAAAAAGUCGACCAAGGAAUACACAUAUUUUCCAAAUAUAAAUUUUAGUUCAUUAUAUGAAGCAUCGUCAAUGAAUUGUGUCUUGGAAAAGUUGAAAUGUUUAUGCCACUAUUUCAGAAGAGUUUGUUCUCAAGUGCCUGUCGGUGUGCUCACGUUCACCCGCCGCCACGUGCCGCAGGACAGACACCCGCACUGGGCCACGUCUCGCCGACAACUGGCCGCCAUUCCUAUACAUGUCGACUCGGGGACUACGAUAGAAGAAGCAUAUGGAUUGAUACAAUUUGACUUUGCUAAUAAGUACAUUGGAGGCGGUGUGCUAGGCCAUGGUUGUGUGCAAGAAGAAAUCCGCUUCGUUAUCUGUCCCGAGCUGAUGAUAUCCAUGCUUUUCACAGAGAUGCUGCAGCCAGAUGAAGCCUUAAUAGUGAUUGGUUGCGAGCGGUACAGCAACUAUUCGGGCUACGGCAAUAGUUUCGAGUUCGCCGGGGACCACCGUGACGCCACACCCUACGACUCCAGCGGGCGACGCCGCUGCGCCGUGCUGGCGGUGGACGCCAUGCCCUUCGGAAGGAAACUAGUGGAGUUCCAGCCUGAGAAGAUCUCUAGAGAGCUGUUAAAGGUGUGGGUGGGUGUGUCAUUUGACACGGAGGCUGACCCCACCUGUACCCAGUACCCGGGCGUGGCAACCGGCAACUGGGGCUGCGGGGCCUUCGGCGGGACCCCUAGACUCAAGGCGCUGCUUCAACUGAUGGCGUGCGCGCAGGCGCGGAGGCCAAUGGCGUACUUCACAUUCGGAGAUGCAGACCUGCGGGACGAUAUCGUGGACAUUUAUAAUCUGUUGACGAGAAAUAAUGUCACUGUGGGACAAUUAUUUGAAUACAUAGUGAGAUAUUCGGAACCAUCGGACGUGAGCCGCGGGGACCUGUACACAUUUCUUCCUCAACUGUUGCAGCCGAGAGCGCCAGAUCCGAAGCCACAACAAUGCUCCGUUGAAGCUAUGGACAUUAGCUCAGAGGAGCAGUUAAUAACGAGCAGCAUAGAACGGGAAUUACUCAACAACUCACCUGAUCUGUUUUCACAAGAGGAUCACUACGGCGGAGUGGUCGUCGAAACAAAAGCCGUUGAACCGAAAACCGUCGAACCAACGACCAGUGACCACGUCGCCGACAAAACGAAAUCGUUAUUCGAAAAGAUGGAUGAAUUCGAUGAACAGAAUUGUAAGUUGAAUUUGAACAUUUCCCGGAGUUGUGUGAAACGAGAAUCGCGCUCCGCAGACGUGUCCAUGGAUAGAGCAGAUUCACCCAAACAUGUCAAAAAGAAGGCAAAUUUAAAAAUUACAGAUUAUUUUAAUAAAAGUUCUAGUUGAUGAAAUCAAAAUGUAGUAAAUAAAAUGUAUUUUUUAUACAA